AUGCAGGGCCGCAGCAGCGCGUGGGGAGCUGCUGCUCCUGCUGCUGCUGCUGCUGCUGCAAUGCCUGCUGCUGCUGCUGCAGCAGGUUACUAUGCUGCAGCAGCAGCACCGGCAUCGACCCCCUCCUCUCCGCCGUCCUCUGUGCCUUCUGUCUCUGGCCCUACAGCAGCAGCAGGAGCAGCAGGAGCAGCAGCAGCAGGAGCAGCAGCAGCAGCAGCAGCAGGAGCAGCAGCAGCAGCAGCAGUAUAUGCGGGUAAUCCAGAUGCUCCACCUGGUUUUGCAGCAGCAGCAGCAGCAGCAGCAGCAACAGCAACACUGCGGCAGCAGCUUCCUGCUGCAGCUCAGUAUACACCCCACCCCACACACUAUCAGUAUUCAUCUCGCUUGCUGCUGCCGCUGCUGCAGCAGGCGCUAGAUAGAUGUAAGGCGGAUAUGUUGUCUUGCUGCCGCGUGGCUCAGCAGCAGCAGCAGCUGCUGCAGCAGCAGCUGCAGCAGGCAGCAGCAAAAGGAGAAGGAGAGAGUGCCCGCGCAUGCAGCAGCAGAUAG
This is a messenger RNA of Eimeria mitis, 546 nucleotides long. RefSeq lists its product as uncharacterized. The transcript is spliced from 2 exons. Gene Ontology annotation, molecular function: ice binding. Lineage: Eukaryota; Apicomplexa; Conoidasida; Eucoccidiorida; Eimeriidae. The record is from RefSeq and is a predicted model, not a curated record. Bases 1 to 546 code for a protein of 181 amino acids.